CAGAAACCUGCAGUUGGAUUUCAGGUGCAACUUCCAUACUGUUUCUAUGAGGAACAGAUUUCAGGUCCAACUUCCAUACUUGGUGCAUCUCAACGGUCUAUAUGAUGCACUACUUUGACCAGAGCCCCCAUAGUACACUAUAUAAAGUAGUGCAUCAUAAAGGGAAUAGGGUGCCAUUCGGUCUAUCCUUGGGGUCUAGUGUUCCAGUCAGUCAGAGUAGGUAUCUGAGACAGGAAGACUGAAUCAGAUCAGUCAUCCUCAUCUGUAGUCACUUAACAACAACCAGGGUCUCUGUGUUCCAAGGGUCUCUGUGUUCCAGGGUCUCUGUGUUCCAGGGUCUCUGUGUUCCAGGGUAUCUGUGUUCCAAGGUCUCUGUGUUCCAGGGUCUCUGUGUUCCAGGGUCUCUGUGUUCCGGUCAGAUCAUCACUACCACCACCUAGUCCUGUUCUGCUGGGACUACACACCUCUACAGGGAGAUGGAUGCUGAAGGAGUCAACAUGGAGAGGUUUCCUACAGGGAACAUGUAUAGCACUGUAGAAGAAGGAUUGAGACCUACUACCCCCAACUACGGCAAUGGAACCAAUGUCACCACUGAUUUCUACGGCAGCGCCGACUAUGACGAAGAGUACGGGGAUGAACGCUGCUCCAAGACAGACGUGGUCAGGUUCGGAGCCCUCGUCACACCCAUGGUCCUCUCCGUGGUCAUUGUGCUAAGCCUUGUGGGUAACCUGCUGGUGCUGGUGAUUCUGGCCAGGUACGAGCAUCUUCGGUCAUUGACAAAUGCGUUCAUGAUGAACCUGGCGUUGUCUGACCUGGUGUUCACCUGCGGCCUCCCCUUCUGGGUCUCCUAUCACCUGAUUGGCUGGAGCUACGGUGACCUCACGUGUAAGGCGGUUAGCUUCCUGUUCUAUGCUGGCUACUACAGCAGUGGCAUCUUCCUCAUCCUAAUGACGCUGCAUCGUUACCUGGCCGUGCUCCACCCCCUGUCUUACCUGGUGUCAGGCCCCUCCCACUCUCAGGGCACCUGGAGCGCUGUCGUAUCAUUGGUCGUCUGGACCGUCAGUCUGUUAGCUGCUAUGCCAGCUCUCAUCUUUACCAAGUUCAUCAUCACUGAUUCUACUGAUCUUAAAGGCCCUCUGGACCCUAACAACCCCGACCCUGAUGGGCCUAGUGACUCUAACGCCCCUAGUGGUGAACAGCGGUACUGUGAGGUUGCAGAUGUCAGCUGGAGGCUGUGGGGGGUCUACCAGCAGAACAUCCUGUUCAUAGUGACAUUAUUAGUGGUGUGUGUCUGUUACAGUCAGAUUCUAGUCCGCCUCCUGAGACCCAGGGUUAGAGUUAGACGCCAGAGGAACGGAGGAGACAGGAGGAGCCAGAGGACCGCCAGGCUGGUCUUCGGCCUGGUCCUGGUUUUCUUUGUGGGCUGGGCGCCGUACAAUGUGGUCAUCUUCCUCAGGACGCUGGUGUAUAAGAGUCAAGAUGGCGGCGGUGCUGAUUCAUCCACAACACAAUGGAACGAGUGUGUCACCAGCACCACGUUGGACUACUCCUUCUAUGUGACCAGGCUGCUGGCGUUCUCCUACUGCUGUCUCAACCCUUUGUUCUACGUGUUCGUUGGGGUCAAGUUCCGGAACCACCUGAAGAGAAUGUUGAAGGGUUGUUGUCAUGGUGCUACCGUUGUCAAUAACAACAACAACAGCAGUGUUCUGUACAGGAGCAGCAGACUGACAUCACAGUCCAGUGGGGAGGAGUUCUCACUUUAAAUAACAACACUGUAAACAACACCAACAAUAGCAGUAGUCUGUACAGGAGUAGCAGACGGACAUCACAGUCCAGGGGGAGGAGUCACUGUACUAGACAUCACUUUCAUACUAGAUAUUGUAGUAUUCUUUACCUCAUGAUAACUGGAGCAUUUCACUGGAUCUAUUUUCCAUUCAUAUUAUCCAUUUGCAGAUAAUGAUUGCAUUCCUCAAGACUAUUUGAGGUGUUUAUAUCAUAUCCCUUUAAUACCACGUUUAAUACCAUGUUUAAUACUAGGUUUAAUACCAUGUUUAAUACCACGUUUAAUACCACGUUUAAUACUAGGUUUAAUACCACGUUUAAUACCAUGUUGAAAACCAUGUUUAAGACCACGUUUAAUGCCACGUUUAAUACCACGUUUAAUACUAGGUUUAAUACCAUGUUUAAUACCAUGUUUAAUACUAGGUUUAAUACCAUGUUUAAUACCACGUUUAAUACUAGGUUUAAUACCAUGUUUAAUACCAUGUUUAAUACUAGGUUUAAUACCAUGUUUAAUACCAUGUUUAAUACUAGGUUUAAUACCAUGUUUAAUACCAUGUUUAAUACUAGGUUUAAUACUAGGUUUAAUACCAGGUUUAAUACCAGGUUUAAUACUAGGUUUAAUACCAGGUUUAAUACCAGGUUUAAUACCAUGUUUAAUACUAGGUUUAAUACCAUGUUUAAUACCAGGUUUAAUACCAUGUUUAAUACCAUGUUUAAUACCAGGUUUAAUACCAUGUUUAAUACCAUGUUUAAUACUAGGUUUAAUACCAUGUUUAAUACUAGGUUUAAUACCAUGUUUAAUACCAUGUUUAAUACUAGGUUUAAUACUAGGUUUAAUACCAGGUUUAAUACCAGGUUUAAUACUAGGUUUAAUGCCAGGUUUAAUACCAGGUUUAAUACCAUGUUUAAUACUAGGUUUAAUACCAUGUUUAAUACCAGGUUUAAUACCAUGUUUAAUACCAUGUUUAAUACCAUGUUUAAUACCAGGUUUAAUACCAUGUUUAAUACCAGGUUUAAUACCAGGUUUAAUACCAUGUUUAAUACCACGUUUAAUACCAGGUUUAAUACUAGGUUUAAUACCAUGUGUAAUACCAUGUUUAAUACCAUGUUUAAUACCAGGUUUAUUACCAGGUUUAAUAUCAGGUUGAAUACUAGGUUUAAUACCAGGUUUAAUACUAGGUUUAAUACCAUGUUUAAUACCAUGUUUAAUACUAGGUUUAAUACCAUGUUUAAUACUAGCUUUAAUACCAUGUUUAAUACCAUGUUUAAUACUAGCUUUAAUACCAUGUUUAA
Molecule: messenger RNA, 3075 nt
Organism: Oncorhynchus mykiss (rainbow trout)
Lineage: Eukaryota; Metazoa; Chordata; Actinopteri; Salmoniformes; Salmonidae
Product: chemokine XC receptor 1-like
Biological process (GO): calcium-mediated signaling; cell chemotaxis; G protein-coupled receptor signaling pathway
Cellular component (GO): membrane; external side of plasma membrane
Molecular function (GO): C-C chemokine binding; C-C chemokine receptor activity
Source: RefSeq, a predicted model, not a curated record